AUGACAACUGGGGUGACAAUCAGGGAACCUUCCAGCACCCCGCGAGCAGAAACUCCCCCUGCCCCUUUGGGAAAGGGAAAAAAGAAAGUUUCCGAACAACUUGCACCCAUCGAAGAGUUUUCAGAUGAGAACGAUAUGUCAUUUGAAGAUAUGUUUGACCGCUAUAGCGCACCUGCUGCUCCUUCGAGUAAGAAGAAGGAUAGCAAGCGACAUCAUGGAGAGAGCAGCAAGGCUCCUUCUACCAAAAAGGCCCAGACUGGGGAUCCUUCAGCAGUCGCUCCCUCAGCUGCUCCCUCAAGAGAAACAACGCCCCCUCUGUCUCCACUUGACCAGACGUCUCCACCUGCACCAGUCGACCAGAAUCCUACCCCUCUAGCACCUGCCCACCAGACACGUCACGAUCAACCUGGAGAUGUCCUGACAAGCACUGUUGGAAUGCUGACUAUGACUGCCGGUUGGCGCUGCACGGGGACUUUGGUCACCAAGAACAAAGAAUCUGACGCCAAGCAUAAUGAGGAGGUCAAGGUGCUCGAGGGGAAAAACGCUGAACUGCUCGGGAAAAACACUGAACUGCUCGAGCAAAACUCCAAGCUGGCCGCAAAGCUUCAACAGUAUCAGACUACCCUGACCAAAGCCAAUGAAGACAAAGAGAAGUUUAGGGAGUGUGCUAAACUUAACUUUCAAGAGGCCAAACAGCUCGAGACUGAGCUGAUCGCAAGCAGAAAGGAGACUGAGGAGCUGGAGGGGCGUGUCAAGGAGCUCGAGGAGACUACUGCUAGCAACUUGGAGAGGUAUAGGGGAGCCACCUUCCAUUACUUUUAUGAGCCGUGGUCAGCUCAGCCAAAGAGAGAAUAUACAAACUCUCAAAGCACAAAUGCAGCUGAGAGGCCAUCAGGCACAAACUCCAUGGAGGCCGAUCAGAAAAUAAACCGAGCACUGAACAAGAUAGCCAGUGGAAUGCUGACUAUGACUGCCGACUGGUGCUGCAUGGGGGCUUUGGUCAGCCAGACCAAAGAAUCUGAUGCUAAGCAUACUGAGGAGGUCAAGUUUGAGGAUGAGCUGAUCGCAAGCAGAAAGGAGACUGAGGAGCUGGAGGGGCGUGUCAAGGAGCUCGAGGAGACUAAUGCUAGCAACUUGGAGAGGUAUAGGGGAGCCACCUUCCAUUGCUUUUAUGAGUUCUGGAAGCAUAAUCGUGGGACCAACUUCAAUUAUCUUUCUGAGCGCCUGAGGCAAACUGAAAUAGACCGGUGCACUGCUCGCCCGGAGGAAGAAGAGAGAGCCAACAUUCUUGCCUUCCCAGAAAUCUCCCUAGCCACAGGAAUUGAAGGUGCGGAAAAUGAAGUUGGAACCACCGUUGACCAGGAAAAUCCUGAAGACCCUCAUGCCUUGUAG
This is a messenger RNA of Humulus lupulus (European hop), 1392 nucleotides long. RefSeq lists its product as uncharacterized. The record is from RefSeq and is a predicted model, not a curated record. NCBI's taxonomy places the organism in Eukaryota, Viridiplantae, Streptophyta, Magnoliopsida, Rosales, Cannabaceae. Bases 1 to 1392 code for a protein of 463 amino acids. The transcript has 5 exons.